ACCGACUAUGAUCGAAUCCUGCCCCAAAAAGCGCAUGUUACUCGGCAUCACCUGCCUUGGCGUCUUAACCGUUCUAGUCUUAAUCAUUGAGUCCCACUGGACGGACUCACGGGGGCCCACCCGCAAACGCACCUUCCCCGUCGAGCAGAACUCAACGUGCUGGGAGAAGGAAAAAUACGAAAUCAUCAAAGACUGCGAACCGUGCUCAGCCUUUGAAAUCGCCAGUCAGAGCGUGGGGGUCUGCAUCCACACCCAUUUCAAGGAAGUCCUGAGGUGCGCCAGUGGCGAGACCGUGACCCGGAGCUGCGACCGCGCCGCCUUCAUCGACGAGAGGGCCUUUUGGAGAUUUGAAGGUUUUAUGUUUGUUUGCGCUAUUAUCUCAACUCUUUGCGUCUCCGCCCGGAAAAGGGUGCUGAACAAGCGGAUGCUGCAAAGGGUGCAGAGGCAACUAGCCAACUGUGUUUAAUCAUGGACCACAUUUACAUUGGGGCUCAGCGGGUGGGGGACGCCCAGUUGUCGCUUGAUAUUGAGUCGUUAAUUGUCCUCAACGUUUAUAGAAUCGCAGGGAAUGAUAAUAUUAAACUUAGGGUUAAGAUCCUCGAUGGGGGGACUCAGGGGGCGCACGUUACGGUCGACAUGUCGCGAGUCGUGCACGAAAUCGUGGAAAAUAUUCCCGAAAUUGCGAAAUAUUGCGCAUGGCCGGUCAUCGUCAAACAUAAUUAUGUCAUAGCGGGGUUGUGUUCAGUCACCCGCCAGAUUAUUAAAUUAAGCGAGCAUAAAAAAGUCCAAAAAUUGUUGGGGUUCAGGGAUGCGUGUCUAAUGGCGUGUAGUGAGAGUUCAAUUUGGACGAAAUUCUGCGAAGUCGAUAUGAUUUCAACCAUCAAAAGUGUUGUUCUAGACCCGAUGGGUCAUUUCAAUGGUAACGUUUUUAAAUUACCACGGGACUUGGUCCGGUUCGAGUACCACCUAGGACAACCGGUACGUAUGCACAAUGUUUACAAAAUCGCAAGAGAACAAAAUAAAGCAAUAACAAACGACACCCCAAUCGAAAAAUUAGACCUCAAGCACACGUUCGGCGAAGGCCCUUUUAUGACGCUUUCCGACGUUAUUUUGUUUUCUUGCGUCCAAAUUUUCAUGACGUUGUUUCCCGAACUCAAAUUUCAAGACAAGUUACCACUGACCCUAGCCUGGUACCACAAUAUGAAAGAAAUGAACGUAAACAAACUAAAAUUUGAUUUAAAUCCACUUCCGGUUGAAAUAACCGAAGUCGAGGAACCGGAAAUCGUGAAACAGAGUCUCUACACAGCUGAUCCCUCGCGCUACAAGCCGGAAAAACGCAUCUACACUAAACAAAAAGACAUAACAAACUCGCUACGAAUCAUAAAUAAUAACCACAUCGAAAUUGCAAAUUCUCUGUACCCGUACGGUGACGAAAUUGAGUUUGAUUGGUCGAAAAUCCCCGAGGAAGCGAAUCCAAUGAGUGGCGCCCUCCCGGAAAACCGCGCGUACCGGAAAUGCGACCAACUGGAGAACUUGGCCAAAGCCGUGAUUAAACUCACCGGAGGCAAACAAAUGAAAAUUGUCGAUUUUUGUUCCGGGAGUGGUCAUUUGGGUAUCUUGCUUGCGUUCCUCCUGCCUCAGUGUACAAUAAUCCUGGUCGAAAACAAGGAAUUGUCACUCGUGCGGGCUAAGGAACGCAUCGAGAAAAUGAAUUUGACUAAUUUGGUGAUUUUGCAAUCGAAUUUGGAUUAUUUUGUCGGUACUUUCGAUAUUGGCGUGUCGUUGCAUGCGUGUGGCGUCGCGACGGAUCUGGUGAUUCAAAAUUGUAUCAAAAAUAAGGCGCAUUUCGUGUGUUGUCCGUGUUGUUACGGUGGGAUACACGAUUGUUACCAUUUAACGUAUCCGAGGAGUUUGGAGUAUCAGAGGUUGAAUAUGGAACAUAAGGAUUAUCUGACGUUGGCGCAUGCCGCAGAUCAGACACACGACCCGAAUAAUAGGAAGACGACGCAAGGGUUUGUGUGUAUGGAUGCGAUUGAUACGGAUAGGCGGUUGUAUGCGGAAAGUUGCGGGUAUGAGGUGCAUUUAGGGAAGUUGCAACCCGCUUCGUGCACGAAUAAAAAUAAUUUGUUAGUUGGAAUUUGUAACGGAUAGGUAUUUAUUUGUAACUAGGUUGUAGAUUGAAUGGUUGUAUUUUUAUACUAUGUGUAAAAAUUUUUGUAAAUAAAUGUUAGAUAAGA
Messenger RNA from Tribolium castaneum (red flour beetle), 2237 nucleotides. It is a transcript of the gene Gstcd, whose product is annotated as glutathione S-transferase, C-terminal domain containing. NCBI's taxonomy places the organism in Eukaryota, Metazoa, Arthropoda, Insecta, Coleoptera, Tenebrionidae. The transcript is spliced from 2 exons. The record is from RefSeq and is marked validated. Gene Ontology annotation, cellular component: cytoplasm. Bases 469 to 2151 code for a protein of 560 amino acids.